CAAACUCCAAGGUAACCCCAACACAGCUCGCUUCUUCUUGGAAAAGGAUUUGAAGGCUGGUCACAAAAUGAACUUUUUCUUCACGCAGUCCUCCAAGAAAGCAUCCUUCCUGCCUCGUCAAGUCGUCAAAUCCAUUCCCUCUUCUUCAACCAAGAUGGCUGAAAUACUGAACAAGUUUGCUGCGAAGCCUGGCUCGAUAAAAGCUGAGGUUAUGGAGAACACAAUUGAAGUGUGUGAGGAGUCGGGGAUUAAAGGAGAAGACAAGUAUUGUGCAACAUCUUUAGAAUCCAUGCUUGAUUUCACCAUUCUGAGGCUUGGCAGAAACGUUCAAGCUUUGUCUACCGAGGUGAUGCAGAAGAAGGAAACAAAGAACCAACAAUACACAAUAACUAAUGGGGUGAAGAAGGUGGGAGGGGCAAAUCUGGUGGUAUGCCACAAGCUCAAUUAUGUGUAUGCUGUGUUCUAUUGUCACAAAAUAGAGAACACAGUGGCCUAUACGGUGUGGUUGGAGGGGGCUGAUGGGAGUAGAGUGAAAGCUGUGAGUGUGUGUCACAGAGACACGUCACAGUGGUACCCAAAACAUUUGGCCUUCCAAAUGCUAAAAGUGAAACGAGGCAGUGUUCCAAUAUGCCACUUCCUUUAUGAGGACACCGUUGCGUGGGUUCCCAAACAAAACUAG
Messenger RNA from Neltuma alba, 679 nucleotides. Its product is annotated as BURP domain protein RD22-like. Lineage: Eukaryota; Viridiplantae; Streptophyta; Magnoliopsida; Fabales; Fabaceae. The transcript has 2 exons. Bases 68 to 679 code for a protein of 203 amino acids. The record is from RefSeq and is a predicted model, not a curated record.